AUGCGAGCGGCGGCCAGAGCAGAGGCGGCGGCGGCAGCGGCGGCGGCGGCGGCGGCGGCGGCGGCGGCGGCUGGCGGGGAGGGUGGGGGUACCCCCUGCGCCCGUUGCGGGACCCCGCCUUCCAAUGACGCGGAGGAAGGCAUGAUGUUCGAUAUGGGCGCGAUGGACAUGGACUUGGGCCUAGCACCACCUCCGCGGUCGGCAACACCACCUCCACCUCCUCAGCAGCCCGCUGCAUCACCAGCACCCGUCUUCAUAGGUAGCGGGAGCGGUGGUGGCGCAAACGGCAGCAACCAUGUGGUCGGGCCGUUAGGGGGAGGGGGGAUGGGGCUGACAGCUUCGAGGGGAUCGGGGUUCCCGUGGCCUCCGGCGAUCAGGGAGCAAGUAUCGAAUGACCGACCAUCGCGAGCAGCAAACACAUGA
Messenger RNA from Ectocarpus sp. CCAP 1310/34, 423 nucleotides. NCBI's taxonomy places the organism in Eukaryota, Phaeophyceae, Ectocarpales, Ectocarpaceae. The record is from the annotation of a GenBank genome assembly.